Messenger RNA from Dipodomys spectabilis (banner-tailed kangaroo rat), 5799 nucleotides. RefSeq names its product Rho GTPase activating protein 23 (gene Arhgap23). Lineage: Eukaryota; Metazoa; Chordata; Mammalia; Rodentia; Heteromyidae. Gene Ontology annotation, biological process: signal transduction. The coding region runs from base 314 to 4507 and encodes 1397 amino acids. The record is from RefSeq and is a predicted model, not a curated record. The transcript is spliced from 24 exons. Gene Ontology annotation, molecular function: protein binding.
CAGCGCCCCGGAGCCACGCUGCGUCUGGCUGCCCUGUCUCAGCCACAGCAACCGCCGCGCGCCCGGGCUGCACCGUGCCAGGCUGCCACUGGGCCCAAGAGAUGGCUUCCCUCCUGGGCGGCCCCUCCCCUGGCAGGGGCCGAGGACACUGCUGCUGCGCAAAAGUCUCCAGGAUGGCUUUGGCUUCACCCUGCGCCACUUCAUCGUGUACCCUCCCGACUCAGCUGUGCACUGCAGCCUGAAGGAGGAAGAGAAUGGAGGCCGAGCCAGAGGCCCCGGAGGAGGACCCUCCCCCCGGCACCGCCUGGAGCCCAUGGAUACCAUCUUUGUCAAGAAUGUGAAGGAUGAUGGCCCUGCCCACAGGGCGGGGCUUCGAACAGGAGACCGGCUGGUGAAAGUAAACGGGGAGAGUGUCGUUGGGAAAACCUACUCCCAGGUCAUAGCUCUGAUCCAGAACAGUGAUGACACCCUGGAGCUCUCCAUCAUGCCCAAGGACGAGGACAUCCUUCAGCUGGCUUACUCCCAGGAUGCCUACCUGAAGGGGAACGAGCCAUAUUCUGGAGAGGCACACAGCAUCCCAGAGCCGCCCCCACUCUGCUAUCCCCGGAAGACCUACGCCCCACCAGCCCGGGUCUCCGCCUGGGCCACUAUGGUGCCUGAGCCCAUCUCAGCUCUGCCCAGUGAUCCCCGGAGUCCUGCUACCUGGAGUGACCCAGGACCCCGUGUCCUACCUGCCACCCGUGCCCAUCUGGACAACUCUUCCUUGGGGAUGAGCCACUCCCGCCCCAGCCCUGGUGCCUUCCCCCACCUCUCCUCUGAGCCGCGGACCCCCCGUGCCUUCCCAGAGCCUGGCAACCGGGUGCUCCCUAGCAGACUGGAGUGCCAGCAGGCAUUGUCACACUGGCUGUCCAACCAGGUACCCCGCAGGUUGGGGGAAAGACGGUGCCCAGCCAUGCCACCCCGGGCCCGCAGUGCCUCCCAGGACCGGCUAGAGGAUGUGACUGCCCACCGCCCAUGGCCCUGCUCCACCUCCCAGGACGCCUUGAGCCAGCUGGGUCAGGAGGGCUGGCACCGAGCUCGCUCGGAUGAUUACUUGAGCCGGGCAACCCGCUCUGCCGAAGCACUGGGGCCAGGAGCACUGGUGUCACCUCGCCUUGAGCGCUGUGGCUGGGCUUCCCAGCGUCCCUCAGCACGCACCUCUGCCUGCCCACCUCGGGACCUGCCUGGAUCCCAGGCCCCACCCCCAAGCGGCCUACAGGGUUUGGAUGACAUUGGUUACAUCGGGUACCGGAGCUACAGCCCAUCAUUCCAGCGACGGACUGGCCUCCUGCACGCACUCUCUUUCCGGGACUCACCCUUUGGGGGUCUACCCACCUUCAAUUUGGCCCAGUCCCCUGCACCAUUCCCGCCAGAGGCCUCCGAACCACCCAGAGUCGUCAGGCCAGAAGCCAGCACCCGCGCCAUGGAUCCCCCUACGGAGGACCGCCGCGAUGAGGUGGUCCUGAGGCAGAAACCGCCUACGGGCCGCAAGGUUCAGUUGACCCCUGCAAGACAGAUGAACCUGGGAUUUAGUGACGAGUCUUCAGAGCCAGAGGCCACUGGGCGAGGGGAACGUCUAGGCAAGAAGGUGGCUCCUUUGGCCAAUACGGAAGACUCCCUGGCUUCCAUUCCCUUCAUUGAUGAACCCACCAGCCCCAGCAUCGACCUCCAGGCCAAACACGUCCCUGCCUCUGCAGUGGUCUCCAGUGCCAUGAACUCAGCCCCUGUCCUGGGCACUAGCCCAUCCUCUCCAACCUUCACCUUUGCCCUUGGCCGCCAUUACUCACAGGACUGCAGUAGCAUCAAGACUGGCCGCCGCUCCUCCUACCUACUGGCCAUCACCACAGAGCGCUCCAAGUCCUGCGAUGAUGGACUCAACACUUUCCGGGAUGAAGGCCGGGUGCUUCGGCGCCUGCCAAACCGCGUCCCCAGCUUGCGGAUGCUUCGAAGCUUCUUCACUGAUGGGUCUCUGGAUAGCUGGGGCACCUCCGAGGAUGCUGACGCCCCCUCAAAGCGACACUCAACCUCUGACCUCUCAGAUGCGACCUUCAGCGAUAUCAGGAGAGAAGGCUGGUUAUAUUAUAAGCAGAUCCUCACGAAGAAGGGGAAGAAAGCGGGCAGCGGCCUGCGCCAGUGGAAGCGGGUGUACGCCGCGCUGCGGGCGCGCUCGCUCUCCCUGAGCAAGGAGCGGCGGGAGCCCGGGCCGGCGGUGGGGGCUGCGGCGGCCGGCGCAGGUGAGGACGAGGCGGCGCCCGUCUGCAUCGGCUCCUGCCUGGUGGACAUCUCCUACAGCGAGACCAAGAGGAGGCACGUGUUCCGGCUGACCACCGCUGACUUCUGUGAAUAUCUCUUUCAGGCUGAGGACCGGGAUGACAUGCUGGGCUGGAUCAGAGCGAUCCGGGAGAACAGCAGGGCCGAGGGCGAGGACCCCGGCUGUGCCAACCAAGCUCUGAUCAGCAAGAAGCUUAAUGAUUACCGCAAAGUGAGCCAUAGCUCUGGGCCCAAAGCUGAUUCCUCCCCAAAGGGCUCUCGGGGCCUGGGGGGCCUCAAGUCUGAGUUCCUCAAGCAGAGUGCAGCCCGUGGCCUCAGGACUCAGGAGCAGCCUGCAGGGAACAAGGAUGACACUGCUGCUGCCCCUAAAACUCCCUGGGGAAUCAACAUCAUCAAGAAGAACAAGAAGGUCACCCCAAGGGCAUUUGGGAUCCGGCUAGAGGAGUGUCAGCCUGCCACAGAGAACCAGCGAGUCCCCCUCAUCGUAGCUGCCUGCUGCCGUAUUGUGGAGGCUCGGGGGCUGGAGUCCACCGGCAUUUACCGGGUGCCUGGCAAUAAUGCAGUGGUGUCCAGUCUACAGGAGCAGCUCAACCGCGGGCCUGGUGACAUCAACCUGCAGGAUGAGCGCUGGCAAGACCUCAAUGUGAUCAGCAGCCUGCUCAAGUCCUUCUUCCGGAAGCUGCCUGAGCCUCUCUUCACUGAUGACAAGUACAACGACUUCAUCGAGGCCAACCGCAUUGAAGACUCCAGGGAGCGGAUGAAGACGCUGCGGAAGCUGAUCCGAGAUCUCCCGGGACACUACUACGAGACACUCAAAUUCCUCGUCGGCCAUCUCAAGACCAUCGCCGACCACUCAGAGAAGAACAAGAUGGAGCCACGGAACCUGGCCCUGGUCUUUGGGCCAACAUUGGUGAGGACAUCCGAGGACAACAUGACAGAUAUGGUGACCCACAUGCCUGACCGCUACAAGAUCGUGGAGACGCUGAUCCAGCAUUCAGACUGGUUCUUCAGCGAUGAUGAGGACAAGGGAGAACGAACCCCUGUGGAUGACAAGGAGCCACAGUCAGUGCCUAACAUCGAGUACCUGCUGCCCAACAUUGGCAGGACAGGGCCCCCUGGCGACCCAGGCUCAGAUUCCACCACCUGUAGUUCAGCCAAGUCCAAGGGCUCGUGGGCCCCCAAGAAGGAGCCGUACACCCGGGAGAUGCUGGCGAUCUCCUUCAUCUCGGCCGUCAACCGCAAGCGGAAGAAGCGGCGGGAGGCGCGGGGCCUGGGCAGUAGCACGGACGACGACUCGGAGCAGGAGGCGCACAAGCCCGGGGCGGCGGCGGCGGGGACGCCGGGGGCCCCGGAGCAGCCGGACGAGCCCCGGCCGGGCCCCGCCGUCCCCACCGCCCCCGGGCGCCUCAGCCCCUCAGCGGCGCCCGAGGAGCGGCCGGCGGCGGACACGCGCUCCAUCGUGUCGGGCUACUCCACCCUGUCCACCAUGGACCGCAGCGUGUGCUCGGGCGCCGAGGGCCGGCGCGCGGGCGCGGGGGACGAGGCGGACGACGAGCGCAGCGAGCUGAGCCUGGUGGAGACGGACACGGAGGGCGGCGCGGGCCCGGGGGCGCGGCUGGGGCGCCGGCCCUCCUUCAGCUCGCACCACCUCAUCCCCUGCGACACGCUGGCGCGCCGCCGCCUGUCCCGCAGCCGUCCCGACGCCGACGGCGCCGGCGUGGGCCGCGGCGGCCCCCGCGCUCCGGAGCCGCCGGGCUCCGCCUCGUCCAGCAGCCAGGAGUCGCUGCGCCCCGCGACGGCCGCGGCGGCGGCGGUGCUGGGCGCGCGGCCCUCGCGCCUGGAGGCCCUGCGGCUGCGGCUGCGGGGAACCGCCGACGACAUGCUGGCCGUGAGGCUGCGGCGCCCGCUGUCCCCCGAAACGCGGCGCCGCCGGAGCAGCUGGCGCCGCCACACCGUGGUGGUGCAGAGCCCGCUGACCGAUCUCAACUUCAACGAGUGGAAGGAGCUGGGCGGAGGGGGCGCCCCGGAGCCGCCCGGCGCGCGAGCCCUCAGCGACAACAAGGACUCGGGCCUCAGCAGCCUGGAGUCCACCAAGGCGAGGGCCUCGGCCGCCUCGCUGCCGCCCGGGGACCCGAGUGCCCUGCAGAGCCAGGCCCCGCGCCGCCAGGCCGCCUCCCGCCUCCAUCAGUGUCUGUAACGCCCUCCCUCUCCAUCGCCCCCCCCACCUCGGCCUCCACAGGGCCCCUCUGGCUGGCACCCCCACUUCUACUGCCCCUAGACACAGCAGGGUGCUAGCGAGAGGACACAGGCCGCUGGGAUUUGCGUGCUGGAACUGGUGGCGCGGGCCGAGGUGAAGCCAGGAGCAGGACAAAGGUGAAGGGAAGGGGGGGGCGGGGGGCUCCGCUGGGGUCUGUGUCCCCUGGAUUGGUGACAGGGCCUUUAUAAGGCUGCACUUAGGGACCUUUGUUGGCCAUGGGAAGUGAGAGGGAGCCCCAAGACCCAGGCUAGAAGAAAGAUACUGGGUGAUCACUGGCUUUUGGCUUCUUUCCUCUGCCCUCCCCCACCAGCCCCCGGCUCAGGAGGGGCCUGUGUCUGGGGAGAGGAUUUGUACGCGUGUGUGAGAGUGUGUAAGUCACUGUCCAAAGGUGUUUCCAGUAGAAGCUUCUGCUCCCUUCCUCCCCUUGCCCGUUCCCAAGGUCCCUGCCUUCGGUGCACACAGGAUCCCUGCCCCCAUGCUUGUUAGAGCCGGGGGAAGAGGCUCGGGCCACGCCACAGCGGCAAGACUGAACCCUUCACCAAGCUCAUCCCCACCCCCCUUUGCCAUCCUCUUCAGUCACCCCAUGAAGCGUUUUGACCAAGGGGAGCUACCCCGCUCCUCAGUUUUGGGAGGACCCAGGGUUCCCCCUUUUGGUUCCUCCAGCUGGGCCUGCUCUGUCCACAGCUCAGCCCCCAGAACUCCCCCCCCCCCCUUCUUCCCCUAGGAGGGGAUAGUCAGGAACACCCUGGUGUCUGUCUCUUUCACACACUGAUUUAUGGGGUCUGAGCUGGGCUGUUCCUGCAGGAUGGGCAGGGCCCAGCGCCCCCUUCACAGCCCCCCCCCCCCCCCAGUAUUGUAAAUAGACCUCAGAGCACCAGACCCCUGCUGACCCCUCACUCAUUCCAGGGAAGCCCUGCCCCUUCUGUCAGUCCUCCUUUUAUGCAAAGAUUUGCUGUAGAUUUCUCUGUCCUCCCUCUCCCAGCCCUUUAUUGUAAAUAUUGUCUCUAAAUGUGUAACAUAUUAUAAAGAAUUUAUAAGGAUUUUUAAAGAUGUUUUGCUCAUUUUAAAGUGUUGUAACAGUGUUGGAUAAAGCUCCUCCCCGCCCUUUCCGCAUGGCUCUUUCACUGUGUCCUUGACACACCCGUCUAGGCGACAACUAAGAUUUUCUUGCUUCUGAAAAGUCCUGUCUUCAAAGUACAGUCUAUAUCUUGGAAAUAAACAGCCUUCCUGGA